This is a messenger RNA of Sporothrix brasiliensis 5110, 1365 nucleotides long. RefSeq lists its product as uncharacterized. Bases 1 to 1365 code for a protein of 454 amino acids. The transcript has a single exon. Lineage: Eukaryota; Fungi; Ascomycota; Sordariomycetes; Ophiostomatales; Ophiostomataceae. The record is from RefSeq and is a predicted model, not a curated record.
AUGUGGUCCAAUACAUCGGCGAGCGACAAGAGCCGUGCCGUGAACGGUACGAGCGGUGGAAGCAGCCGUGCCGAAGCGGAGCGGUCGUGGAUCAUGGGCAAGGAGGCGUUUGAGGCGCGCAUGCCGCACCACAGCGGCAUCAAGGCGCUGUGGGAGACCAAGUGGAAGUUUCCGUGCACGCAGAGCGUGUACCCGUUCCACGACGGCCAGUACGAGGACUUUGAGCCCAUCUUUGCGCACCUCAUUGCCAACGACAUCAACGACGGCACGUCGGCGGCCUACACGGAGGCCUUUUUCCCGACCGCCGAGGCGUUGACGGCCCAGGCGGAUCAACUGCUCGCUGCCGCCGACGGACGCGACGACGGCAAAGACAAGGAGGCCCAAAAAGCGGCGUCCGCCCUCUACCUCCGGGCCUGCGCCGUCUACCGCAUUGCCCGGUUCCCCUACAUCACGGCGGCGCCGACUGUCAACGACGAGGUCAAGUGGCGCGCAUGGACGGCACAGAAGGCGGCGUACCUCAAGGCGGCCAAGACGUGGGAGGUGCCCAUCGAAGAGGUGCUCGUGCCGCACAUCCACCGGCGCCGGCUACAAAACGACGGCAGUGGCAAUGCACACAAUGUGGAAGGCGACGCCAUCCCCGUGUACCUGCGGCUGCCGCCCGAGGCGCUGGCGCCGCGGCCGGUGCCCGUCAUUGUGCUGCUCACGGGCCUCGACGGCUACCGGCCGGACAACACGGGCCGCUGCGACGAGUUCCUGGCACGCGGCUGGGCCAGCGUGGUGCUCGAGAUCCCGGGCACGGCGGACUGCCCCGCGGACCCGGCGGACCCGACGAGUCCCGAGCGGCUCUGGGACAGCCUGUUUGCGUGGAUGGCGGCGUUCAGCGGCGUGUUCGACAUGCGGCGCAUCGUGGUGUGGGGCCUCAGCGCGGGCGGCUACUACGCCGUGCGCAUCGCCCACACGCACCGGGCGCAGCUCGCCGGGUCCGUGGCGCAGGGCGCGGGCGUGCACCACUUUUUCGAGCCGGCCUGGCUGGCGCGCGCCGACGGGCACGAGUACCCGUUCCAGCUGACGCCCGCGCUGGCCCGCAAGCACGGGUUCGCGACGGCGCAGGACUACGUCGCGGGCGUGCAGGCCCGGUUUUCCCUGCUGGCGACGGGCGUCCUGGACCAGCCGUCGACGCGGCUGCUGCUGAUCAACGGCACGCAGGACGGGCUGAUGCCGAUCGAGGACUCGCUGCUGCUGUUCGACCACGGGUCGCCCAAGGAGGCGCGGUUCUUCCCGGGCAAGCUGCACAUGGGCUACCCGUUUUCGAAUGCAUCGGUGUAUCCGUGGAUCGAGAGCGUGAUGGCGUCGGUCAAGGAGUAG